UCAUAAUACGUAAUCAAGAUUUUGUUUUAUUUUAUUUUAUUUUAUUUGGACUUGGGAAAAAGCUCUCACCUUGUGAAAUGGCGGCCAUGGCUGCCACUUCUUCUGCUGGUGUUUACUCAGUGCAUGCACUUUUGGUGCGGCCUCCAAGGACGAUAGCAAGAAUGGGUUAUCAUUUCAUACCCAAAUGGUCCUUCUCCAAAUUGGGUUUUAAUCCUAUGAAGCUUCAGAGCACUCUGCCUGCAAGGAAGCUUGUAGUUCGAGCUGCUAGAACCGAGUCCAAAGGAGUCUCCUUGGGCUUCAGAGCUCCUGAAUUCCAGCUUCCGGAGCCUCUUACCGGUAAAGUUUGGAAAUUAGAAGAUUUUGAAUCAUAUCCUGCUUUAUUGGUUAUGUUUAUUUGCAACCAUUGCCCAUUUGUUAAGCACCUGAAGAAAGAUAUCGUGAAGCUUACUACUUUCUAUAUGAAGAAAGGACUUGCAGUUGUUGCGAUAUCUUCAAAUUCUGUGUUGACACACCCACAGGAUGGACCACAAUUCAUGGCAGAAGAUGCUAAACUUUUUAACUAUCCAUUCCCAUAUCUUUAUGAUGAGUCACAGGAUGUUGCAAAAGAUUUUGGAGCACAUUGUACGCCUGAGUUUUUCCUGUUUAAAAAGGAUGGUCGGAGGCCAUUUGAGCUGGUGUACCAUGGACAAUUUGACGAUUCAAGACCAAGUAAUAAUGUGCGCAUAACUGGAAGGGACUUAAGCCUUGCUAUAGAUUCUGUUCUUAGUGGCCAACCGGUAUCAAUGGUUCAGAAACCGAGCGUUGGAUGCAGCAUAAAGUGGCACCCUGAGAGAAAAUUGUAAUAUGUAAGCCUUUGUUGCAACUUUCUUGAGGUCAAGAACCGUGAGUGCAGUUUUUCUUCAAGAUGUUACAUGUUGGUCUUGUACUGGCCAUUAGCCAUUUUAUAUUGGAAUGUAAAAUAUAUUUUUCUUGAUGUACUGUUUACCUUAAUCUCUCCACUACUCUUACUGAUUAAAUUGGAUUUGUGAAAGCACAAAAGACAAGGAAAAUGAUGUAAAAUCUGAUUCUUUUGGUUCACUGAUUUUGUAAUAUAGUAUUUAUUUAUGUAAUAAAGUAAAUUGUAUUGCGAUA
Ziziphus jujuba (common jujube) is the source of this 1131-nucleotide messenger RNA. RefSeq lists its product as uncharacterized. The record is from RefSeq and is a predicted model, not a curated record. NCBI's taxonomy places the organism in Eukaryota, Viridiplantae, Streptophyta, Magnoliopsida, Rosales, Rhamnaceae. Bases 78 to 842 code for a protein of 254 amino acids. Gene Ontology annotation, molecular function: oxidoreductase activity. The transcript is spliced from 9 exons.